Messenger RNA from Zychaea mexicana, 1380 nucleotides. RefSeq names its product major facilitator superfamily domain-containing protein. The record is from RefSeq and is a predicted model, not a curated record. Gene Ontology annotation, biological process: transmembrane transport. Gene Ontology annotation, cellular component: membrane. Gene Ontology annotation, molecular function: transmembrane transporter activity. The annotation marks the transcript as partial. The transcript has 6 exons. Lineage: Eukaryota; Fungi; Mucoromycota; Mucoromycetes; Mucorales; Lichtheimiaceae.
UACAGUAGGACGACUCUGAACUUCUCUGCUAUGCUUGGAAUAUACAAAGACGUCAGCAUUACCCACAAUCAAUUUGGCCUCAUUGGGUCUAUGGUUUUUCUUGGUCAAGUGGCGUUCCAGCUUCCAGUGAUUUUCUUUCUGCAACGGUUUCCUCUUUCCAAAAUGGUGGGCGUAGCAAUGCUUUGUUGGGGAGUAAGCCUGGGCGGAACAGCGUUUACGAACAGCUUUGCGCAGCUGGCUACAUGUCGGUUUCUUUUGGGCGGGUUCGAAGCGUUUACGUAUCCUUCGCUUUAUCUGUUUAUCAAAACACAUUAUCGUCGGUUGGAACAAGGAACUUACCUCGCACUGAUCUCCGAAGGUUUGUGCAUAAGUGGCAUAUGCGGGACUACGGACAUUAACGCCUUUUAUAUUUGUAUCACAGAAGCUGGAUUCAUGCAUGGUCGCGGUAACUGGGCAUGGUGUAUGCUUGUGUUUGGCGCCGCUGCUGUUUGCUUCAGCGUUAUUGUUUUCGUGUUGUUACCUGACACGCCGUAUAGCAAGCGCUUUCUUCUUACGCCUGAUGAAAAGGGGAUUGUUGCGGAACGAAUCGCUGACAAUAAGGUAUCACGCAUCACUAACAUACGAUGGCCCCAGAUAAUCGAGUCCUUGAAGGAGCCGCGUUAUUACAACAGUUUGCUUUUGCUUUCCUUUCUUUCAAACCUGUCAAACGGUGCUAUGAGUGUUUUUCGCUCGCAGCUUUUCAACGAUCUUGGCUUCUUGAGAUUGGACUCUAUUCUCUUAAAUAUCCCUUCAAGCGUCUACGAGCUUAUCAUCCUCAUCAUCUUUAUCUUCACUAAAACCAGAAUCCGCUGGUGUAGUAACCACGUCGCUUACAGCAGUGCAUUAUUUACCAUCAUACCAGUUGUUGCCGUUAUCGUACUGAGGACAGUUCCUGCAGAUAAGGUUCCUAUCGUUUGCCUUUUUGCGAUUUAUCUUACUGCACCGGGUUAUGCCACUCUCGGUGCUCAAGUACUUUUAUCUUCCAACGUGGCCGGGAGAACUAAGAUGAUCUUUUACAGCACCAGUAUUACGUUCAGUAAUACUUUGAGUCAUUUCACUAGACCAUUGAUGAUGGCCGGCCGAGAAGCUCCGUCUUACCCAAGCGCCUUAACUGUAUUUAUCGUGGCGGACGGCCGGGGUACAACUGUAGCUAUCUUGCUUUUCAUAUACAUCGGAUGGUCAUUCCAGAGCGAGAACCGAAAGCGUGACCGAAAACAACUGGAGCUCGACGACCAAGGCGUACAUAUAAAACACCAUGCUGCUGCUGCUGCUGAUGAUGAUGAUUAUGAUGAUGAUGAAAAUCUAACAACGUUCAACUAUCGCAUCUCAGAUAUGAUAUAG